Molecule: messenger RNA, 805 nt
Organism: Dreissena polymorpha
Lineage: Eukaryota; Metazoa; Mollusca; Bivalvia; Myida; Dreissenidae
Exons: 8
Coding region: 185-805 (206 amino acids)
Source: RefSeq, a predicted model, not a curated record
AAAACAUCGUUGGAAUAAUCUCCCCUUUUGAUUGCACACGAGCUUUCAAACGGUUGAGAUCCGGUGCCCAAGACAGGAGAAAAGUGAACCGUAUUGCUGGGGACUCCAAUGCUCAUCGGAUUAAGGAUAUUCUUCCUGACGAUAUAGCUGUCAAAUGCCUGCCAAUCUCUGAUGAGAAUAUGUAAUGACAAUGACAUUCGCCAACUCUGUUUUCAAAGGUGCCAAAUUUUCUUGUGAUCGUUUUCGCCAUGCAUUGUUGAGAGACUUGUGGAAGAUGGAUGUUCAACAGCUGUAUCUUCAUCUAGGCUCAAAUGACAUUCUUACAAAUGAAGCGGUGUUUUACCGAGAUGUAGCUGACUUGUGCGAUUUGGUGCAUCAGGAGGCGCACAAUCGGUGUCCAGAAUGCAGGGUUGUUUGCUCCAACGAAGACACUUUGCUGAGCCACUUCUGCAGUCGCCACAUCAAGCAACCGGAGACUGGAAAAGAGAGUAAAAUUAAGCUGAUAGGCUCACCAAUGAUUGCAUCUGCUAAUCAUGAACUCAACGAAGUCAGCUCAAGGAAGUGGAAGGCAUGCUUGGAAAAUAGAAGUUUCCAUUAUGAAGGAACAUACAAACAUUUCCCACCCACCAUGUGGAUCAAGAUGUUUGGGCUGAUGAUUCUGGGUCGUAUGUGUGGACAAGGUGGUCUUCAUUACAUCAUGAUGCAGCCUUGUAUUCAACAACAUGUUAACCUGUCCCAGCGGAUGUUGAUGCUUUUAAAUCUCUUAAAUGAUAUUGAGAAAAAUCCAGGACCGUACCAAAGGUAG